Messenger RNA from Nerophis lumbriciformis (worm pipefish), 2235 nucleotides. RefSeq names its product zinc finger protein 488 (gene znf488). Gene Ontology annotation, cellular component: nucleus. Gene Ontology annotation, biological process: oligodendrocyte development; regulation of DNA-templated transcription. NCBI's taxonomy places the organism in Eukaryota, Metazoa, Chordata, Actinopteri, Syngnathiformes, Syngnathidae. The record is from RefSeq and is a predicted model, not a curated record. Gene Ontology annotation, molecular function: protein binding.
ACGGUGAUAAGUGGGAGUGGAGGAGCUCGGAGCAACGUCAAUGCUCAUGAACAUUCAGACGGAUAACUCGCACGUCGUGGGAACAUCGCGUCGUUACACAGCCUGCUCACAACAGCAUCCUUAUGUACAGCAGUUUGACGAUGGAUUACGGCUUUCUGCCGCGGUCCAUGUGGAGCGUUGACAGCAGAAUCGUGCAGCAUCCAGCCGAGCUGCACACCAGCGUGGUGGUGACGCGCAGCAUCCCCGCAGGAACCUGCUUCGGUCCGUGCUUUCUGCAAAACUCUUUUUACGACACCAUCGCCUUCAUUGCGCAGAAAGCCAGCGACAGGAGAGGAAAAUCGUGCGUCUUUAGUGUGGACCCAGAGGCCAUGCGUAAUUCUGCACUGGUGCUGUCUUGGCUGCGGCUGGUGCAGGCUGCGCGCAAUAAAGAGGAGCAGAACACGGAGGCCUUCCUCAAAGGAGGUCAGCUGUAUGUGAGGACCACCAGGGACGUCCAGCAGGAGGAGGAACUCCUAGUCUGGUACGACCAGGAGCUUUGUCACCUUCUGGGCUUUACGGACAUGAGCAGAGGCACGAGUGAAGAGUUCAAAUGUGCCAGGUGUGAGCAGAUCUUCAAGAAUGAAUAUCCAUUCCUGGCCCAUUGCCGCUUCUUAUGCGCGCAGAUAAAGAGCGACGCCUGGAGCGUGUACCAACACAAACACGUAGAGGUCAAGAGGCCGCGUCGCGUCACAGAUUUUCACAACAUCGCCAGAGAUUUGGAACACAAAAGGCCUGGCGACAGCGACGACGCAGACACCGCACCUUCAAAACGAAAAAACCCGGAGGGCGUUUCCCUCAAGGUGCGGAAAACCGUCUUGCUGGAAAAAACAAAUAUUUCAAAUGACGGUAACAUCACGCAGUUGGUCAGAAGCCAGGAUGAGGCUGGAGGAGACGCAUUUGACUCAAACUUGAAGAUAAAAGCGGACAGGACCAAGCUGGAUCAUUUGGGAUGUAAAAAUGGGACUUGUGGAGAGCCGAGGGAAGCCAAGUGGACUUUUACACAUGACAGGCUGGUGGACUCGGAGACAGGAGAGAGCUCCGGUUUGCGCUCGAGCAGAACCAGUGCUUUCUCUUUGGUCCACUCGAACAGUCCUGGACAGAAAAGUGCUUUUUGUAAACCGAGUAAAAGGACCUCUGUAGGCGAACUGCAACAUGGUGGUGUCACAACAGUGCUCUCCAGUGGUCUGGGGGAGACGAGUGAGGCCCUCACUUCCAGGACCGUGUCAGCAUACACUACGCUAAUGACACCCAGUAUGCUGAGCAGUGACAUGCACACACUGCCCCCACCCUUCCAUUACACACCGGAACACUGGUCAAGACCCUCUCAGGUCCAGUCCACCUCGGCGCUCACCCUCCUCCCUCCCACCUUAACCUCAUUCGGCGUGUCGGUACAAAACUGGUGCGCCAAGUGCAACCUCUCUUUUCGCAUGACCUCCGACCUCGUCUUUCACAUGCGCUCCCACCACAAGAAGGAGUUCGCUGCCGAGUCACAGGUGAGGAGAAAGCGAGAGGAGAAGCUCACCUGCCCAAUCUGCCACGAAUACUUCCGAGAACGCCACCACCUGUCCAGACACAUGACGUCACAUAACUAAGACUGCUGAUGGCAGAAGAAAAAUGUAUUUAUUUAGUAAAUAAGGUUUAUAGGGCUUAGAUCCUGGCAGUGAAUGUAGGUACUGUAGCUGUUAAUAAGUAGCCAACACAGCCUGUCCACCAGGGGGUGGCAGAGGUACAUGGACUGACCUCAGCCUCUUGUCCUUCAAGCCUCUGUUCCAUGAUUUUUGUGCCUUAAGGACCUCAGGAUGGUGGAAAGUAGAUGGAGAGAUGUCGAGGACAGCUCAUGAUUGUCACACAUACCUUAAAGGCCUACUGAAAUGCGAUUUUCUUAUUUAAACAGGGAUAGCAGGUCCAUUCUAUGUGUCAUACUUGAUCAUUUCGCGAUAUUGCCAUAUUUUUGCUGAAAGGAUUUAGUAGAGAACAUCGACGAUAAAGUUCACAACUUUUGGUCGCUGAUAAAAAAAAAAGUCUUGCCUGUACCGGAAGUAGCAGACGAGUAGCGUGACAUCACAGGUUGUGGAGCUCCUCACAUCCGCACAUUGUUUACAAUCAUGGCCACCAGCAGCGAGAGCGAUUCGGACCGAGAAAACGACGAUUUCCCCAUUAAUUUGAGCGAGGAUGAAAGAUUCGUGGAUGAGGAAA